UCCAUGAUUAUCAUCAUCAUUCGAGUUAAUACAUCAUUCAUCAUCUAUGCACCUAAUAUAGUUAGCUUACAACAAACCCUUAACAUAAAUAUUAAAUACACACCAAUACCACUCAUGACUCAUGAGAAAGUUAAAGCUCUCCUACAAGACACUUAAACUAUACAUAGUUUGAGGUGGUUGUCAUGCUAUUGUCUAGUAGUUGUCCAAAAUGUUUUGGUUUAGUAAAUAGGUAGGCCCAUUUAAUUUUUGACCCAUAAUGCUUUGAUUUUUUGUGCACAUGGAAAUAAAAUAGGGAAGGAUCAAAGUUAGGUUUGGUUGGUUGUAUGGAGGUAUAAAUAAUUUUGUAUAUUAGGUGUAUCAUUAAUUGGUUUAUUGGUUUCAUUGAUUAGCAGUGUUGAAACCAAAUCAAACCACCUAAAGCAAAUAAGCUAAAUUGUUUAACCAAACCAAACCAAUUAUCCAAAUUAACCAAACUAAAUUAACCGAAUACUACCGGAUAAUAUGAUUACCACGAUAACCAAUCCGUUUGAACACGUUGAUCACAAGUCAUAUUUUCCCGUGUGCAUUGCCUCGUUUUUUUUUGUUUUUGGUAAAAAUUGUCUCGUUUUUUCACCACCUCUGUUUCCAAUUUCUACAGUUCCGUUUGCAUCUGUUUUUAAACGGAUCCGUUACAGCCCGUCACUGGCUGGCAUCCAACCCUAACGUUUCUCACUCCUUUGCUCACUCCGUCACCGAUCUCCACAUCCCCACCUCCGUCCUCUCCUCCGCCAACCCUCCGUCACCUUGACCCUAACGUCGUCAUCUCUCCCUCUCUCUCUCUCUCUCUCUCUCUCUCCCCUGCCGUCUUUUCCAAAUCUCAUGGCCACCGACGAUUUCCCAUUAAUCGACGAUCCGCACGCUCCUCCGCCUCCUCACGCACCCGCCGCCGUCCACCCCGACUCCGAGUCCGUCCACGGCGGAGAUUAUUACCCGACCUACCCCGACUCCGACCAGGAAAAGUCCGGAUCCGGAGCUCCAACAACUCCGUCGUCGAAACGGAGCCACCACCACCACCAGCAGCCGCCGUCGUCGCAGCAGCAAUUCUAUUACAACAGCAACAGCAGCAGCAGCAAAAGGCAGAAAGCGAACGGCCACGGCGCGGAACCGGAAUCGACCGCUAACACCGCCGCGACGCCGGAUUACCGUGCGGAUUACCGCAAGGACAGGGAGGAAUGGAGCGACACGGCGAUCUCGUGCCUGCUGGACGCCUACACGGUGAAGUACAGCCAGCUGAACCGCGGGAACCUGCGGGGGAGGGACUGGGAGGAGGUGGCGGAGUCGGUGAGCGAGAGGGGCGGGAGCGGUAACAGGAAGAGCGUGGAGCAGUGUAAGAACAAGAUCGAUAAUCUGAAGAAGAGGUAUAAAGUGGAGCUGCAGAGGAUCAGCGGUGGUGGGUUUGGAGGUAAUGUGGCUAGCAAUUGGCAUUGGUUCAAGCAGAUUGAAGCCAUCAUCGGGAGUUCAUCUUCUGGUUCUAAAGCCGUCUCCGCUGGUGCCGGUGGAGCUGUUGCAGAGAGUAGUGAACCUAGUCCCAUCGCAGUGGCGGUUCCUGUUGUGAAUGGCGGCACGUUGACGACCGUCAGGCAGACUAAAAGGCAAACCCCGAGCAGUUCUGCCUUAGCAAACAACUUGAAACCUAAAUCAAUGCCGAAUUUGAAAUGGCGCAGAGUUGUGUUCAAAAUCAGUGGUGCUGCUCUGGCAGGUAACUGCCAGAAUAUUGAUCCGAAGGUUGCAAUGCAGAUAGCAAGUGAAGUAUCAACAGUUUGUCGCCUUGGACUUGAGGUGGCAAUUGUUGUUGGUGGUCGUAACUUCUUUUGUGGAGAUUCAUGGAUAUCUGCCACCGGCUUGGACAGACCUACAGCAUACCAGAUUGGCAUGAUGGCAACUGUCAUGAAUUCUGUAUUGCUGCAAUCAGCUUUAGAGAAACUGGGAAUUCAGACUCGCGUGCAAAGUGCAUUUUCAAUGCCAGAGCUCGCUGAGCCUUAUAGCAGGCAACGAGCUAUCCGACAUCUUGAGAAAGGGAGAGUGGUCAUAUUUGGUGGGGUGGGUGCUGGGGCUGGCAACCCUUUGUUUACAACCGACACAGCAGCAGCCCUAAGAGCUUCUGAGAUCAAUGCAGAUGCUCUGCUCAAAGGCACUAACGUAAAUGGCAUUGAUGAUUGGCAAACCAGUAAUAGCAAUAUGAUACUGGAUCAUAUAUCAUUCAGAGACGUGGUCUCUGGGGGUGCUACGUCGAUGGACAUGAUGGCGAUUACCUACUGUGAAGAGAAUGGAAUCCCAGUUGUGGUCUUCAACAUGCUGGAGCCUGGAAAUAUAUCAAGAGCACUAUGUGGUGAACAAGUUGGGACUUUAAUUGAUCAAACAGGAAGGAUCAGUCAAUAACUGCCAUCGAUCAUAAACCGCGCUUUUUACACAUUUCCGAGCUUCUUAUUUGUUUGUACAUACCCGAAUUUGUUGUUCCAAGCUGGAAAACAACAAAGAUGUAUAAACAUAAUGUGAUAUGGACUGUGUAAACAUGUCCUCCCCAUUGUGAUGUAGCUAGAUUAUCUAUAUUCGUGUCUACCCAUUCUUCCAGACUCGUGUAAAAUAAUUACGAGUCUCUUCGCCUCGAUGUUAGCCUUGCAGUUGGUGUAGUUGACUGAAUCUUCUGCGUAUUUGCUAAUUCUAAUUAUGGUUUGAUGUGUGCUAUUUAGUUUUGUCCAGUUCGGUUUACACACUGGGCUGAUGCAUUUCAGUGCAGUCGUGGUUUGUGAAUGCAGUUGUCUAUUCCUUUUCGCAAUAGCAUCUAUGCAAUUAACGCUUACGCGUGCCAAUAACCACAUGGUUGUCCAAGAUUAAGCCUUCUUGUUUGUAAGAGUCGUCAAACUCGCAAGAUCGAGCUGCAACAUUGUUCUAUCAAACACUGAUGCUGCAGUGUUGGAAUCGAGCUGCAACAUUGUUCUAUCAAACACUGAUGCUGCAGUGUUGGAACCAGCAGUGUCGCAAAGUUGCUCCAAGGCUUUAGUGGUGUUCAUCCAUGGACUCACACCAGCUGUGGGCUUAACGAACACUUCUCUUGAAUAAACUAAUCUACUUUUA
Linum trigynum is the source of this 3114-nucleotide messenger RNA. Lineage: Eukaryota; Viridiplantae; Streptophyta; Magnoliopsida; Malpighiales; Linaceae. The record is from the annotation of a GenBank genome assembly.